AUGUCAGCCCAAGUGCAGAGGACUCUGGACUCUGGGCACUGCAGAGAGCGCAACAGGCGGAAAACGUAUACUCCCGGGGCUGAGAGCGAAUGGUCGCACCUCCCAUCACAGACCAGAUUGAAAAGAAAAACUUCUAGCAAAGGGGACAUCCCUACUAAAAGACCACCAGUCUCAAGAGCAGGUGUCAGUGUUGUCCCCACCCUGGUGGAUAACAAGAAGGCUCAGCUAGUGGGAAUUGCACAUGAUGUGGGCCUCAUUGAGUUGCUUCCUGCCUGUCCUGUGUUGCAAAACAGGGGCUGGGUCUGCAUCAUCAAGGGGAAGGCCAGGCUAGACCACAGGAAGAUGCACGCCGCUGUGGCCUUCAUGCAGGUCAACUUGGAGACAAAGGCUCUGGUGAAGCUAAUGGAAGCUGUCAGGACCAACUGCAAUGACAGAUAUGAUGAGAUCUGCCAUCAGUGGAAAGGCAAGGUCCUGGGUCCAAAACCUGUGGCUUGCUUUGCCAAGUUGGAAAUGGUAAAGGCUAGAGAACUUGCCAUUGAAGUGGGCAAAAUAUACUCUCGAGUUUUGAGUAUUUUGUACAUAGAAUAA
Messenger RNA from Fukomys damarensis (Damara mole-rat), 588 nucleotides. Its product is annotated as 60S ribosomal protein L7a-like. The transcript has 3 exons. The coding region runs from base 1 to 588 and encodes 195 amino acids. The record is from RefSeq and is a predicted model, not a curated record. NCBI's taxonomy places the organism in Eukaryota, Metazoa, Chordata, Mammalia, Rodentia, Bathyergidae.